Messenger RNA from Trypanosoma grayi, 735 nucleotides. RefSeq lists its product as hypothetical. Bases 1 to 735 code for a protein of 244 amino acids. The record is from RefSeq and is a predicted model, not a curated record. Lineage: Eukaryota; Euglenozoa; Kinetoplastea; Trypanosomatida; Trypanosomatidae. The transcript has a single exon.
AUGCCGGUAUCAUGUGGGGACAGGGCAACAAGAAAAUGUCCGCGAAAGGCAGCAACGCCAACAUCUGCUCAAAAGUUCUUUGAGAAAACCACUGCGCAGGACACGUACAAAUGGCCGAAGUUAACGAAGAAUUAUUUUGGGACGGUUGUUAACCUCAAUACACAGCCGAGUCAAGUGGAGUGCCUUUUACACCCGAAUAAGGUUGGAGAGAAGGCUUCGACAACAUAUGAGCAGGGCUUUGUGAGACACAAGGUUCAGCCCCGUUCACAAACGGCUCCGGCAUCGCAGUUAGAAAGGCAUGUAGAGGGUCGUACUGAGAAAAGCACAACUACUUAUGAAGAUAUGCACUCCCUAGUAACGAGGGCUAUUCGUCGUCAUGAAGUGGAGCGUGUACCUCUUAUGAGACCUGUCGAACCCAAGUGGAGAGUUUCAGUUUUUGAGGGCAUUUCAGAAUAUAAGGAGUCGUUUCCAAAACUAAAGAUUGUGACGGAUCCAGUUUCGCCAAGACGUGCAUGUGUACACACAUUUCCAUUUAGAGGGACAUCUACUAUGAAAAAAGAUUAUACUUUUAAGCGACCGAUUCCUUGCACACCCAUCCCCAAGACAAAAGCGAGGUUAAUGCCUGAGACUCGUGACUUCCGUACGACAUACCGUUCCUCACACAGGAAACCACCAUACCCCGAAUUAUCUCCGUUUGCAGUUUGCAUUAGACCGUGGGCAUUCAAACGCAAUUGA